CAACAGCUAUGACCAGCCAGCUGUUAGCUCUUCUUCUCUCUCUAAUUGCUGUUAACCUACCUCUGAGAUGUGGCUGCAGUGACAUUAUUGGAGGACACCCCGUGUCUCCCCAUUCCCGGCCUUACAUGGCUGCCAUCCAGAGAAAUAAUUCAACUGUGUGUGGAGGAGCUCUGGUGGGUGACCAAUGGGUUUUGACAGCAGCGCACUGUAGAUUAAACAAAGAAGAAUUCAGAGUUGUUCUUGGAGCCCAUCAAGCAUCCAUACAUGAAAAAGAACAGCAGAAAUUUAAGAUUAUGAACUUAUUUUGUCAUCCCCAGUUUAACAUGUCUUCCAUGAUAAAUGAUAUAAUGCUCCUCAAGCUGGAUCAUGUGGUAAAUCUGAAUAAAUAUGUGCAACCCUUGCAUCUGCCUGACUGUGAUGAAGAUGUCAAACAUGGCACAGAGUGCACGGUGGCUGGAUGGGGAGUCACAUCUUCAGGAAAGCAAUCAGAAUGUCUUCAGGAAACAACUCUUAAAAUUGUUGAUAGAAAAAUCUGUGAAAAACAAUAUAUUAAAAAAAGGGUGAAAAUAACCCGCAACAUGUUGUGUGCUGGAGGGAGAAAGAAGUUUCAAAAGAGCGAUGCUUGCCCGGGAGACUCUGGUGGGCCGCUCAUCUGUGGUGGUCACUACAGUGGGAUUGUUUCUUUUGGAGAAAAGUGUGGAAGAGGACACUUGCCUGGAGUUUACACACGACUGACUAAAAAAUAUAUUGACUGGAUAAAAGAAAUAGUUUCUCGGAACAGAGUGCUGUAAGACAGGCAAGACAGAUUUAAUAGAUACUAUGCUGUGCUUUAGAACUAGAUGCUGCCUUACACUGCCAACUUUACAAAGUAGGUCCUACCUUUACCCCUUUACUAACAACACCACAGGUUUAUGACAAAGUUGAAAAUAUUCCCUUUUGUAUAGAUAAAAUGUUUACUAAUCUUUAGUAGUAAACUGCCUCUUAGACAACACAAUUUAUAUUGGACUUCACCCUACUUUUUAGUGUGAUGGGAAAGUACUACUCAUCUUUUCCAUUGUGACUGGGAUAAGGCAAUAUUUUUGAAUGUGUAUUCACAGAAAAAUUCAAUUUCAGACUGAUAGUUAAUGAAAUGUCUACUGAAUGAGAAAAACUAGUAAAAAAACUUUAAAUGUUCAAACAUGUCAGUUUGACAUUUUUUCAAUACUAUACACUUUAACUGUUACUAAAUAUUUAACUAAUUUAAUUUUCAGAUGCAAAAUAAUAAGCUGAUAAAUAUUUUUCCAGCUAAUCUUACAUUGUUAGUGUGAAAAAAAUAAUUUUUAUUUUUCCUCUAGGUUAUUUUCCCUCCCUUUUUUCAUGAUCAAAUCAACAAAAUCAUCUCUUCUUGGACCUUGGUUUAU
Molecule: messenger RNA, 1400 nt
Organism: Oxyura jamaicensis (ruddy duck)
Lineage: Eukaryota; Metazoa; Chordata; Aves; Anseriformes; Anatidae
Product: granzyme K-like
Exons: 5
Coding region: 9-791 (260 amino acids)
Biological process (GO): proteolysis
Molecular function (GO): serine-type endopeptidase activity
Source: RefSeq, a predicted model, not a curated record